GGCGAAAAGACUAGUGCAGGUGACGACAUCCACUAGGAUUAUUCCGAGCUGAGGGACCGACAGGAGUAGACGUACUCUGUAGUGCUCCGAGACAUAGUUUCUGAAUCCUUUUUGCAUUAUGAUGCAUACGCUUCUGUAUUCUGAGAUGAAUCAGGCCGUCCCCGGAGUGAGCCUGAGCCCCGGCCACGAAGGAGGCGGCUACGGCGAGUGCCAGGUGCCCUCCCCGUCCCAGUGGUCCGACCCCUGCUACUCCCCCCCCUCCUUCCACUCCCCCCAGCACCUGCCCGGCGAGCUCGACAAGGUGAAGGAGGAGCCCUUCUCCCCGCCGCCCUCCACCACCUACGUGUCCCUGCCCCCCUCCCCCCCGACCUCCCACCUGUCCCUCUCCCCGCAAGCCCAGCACCACGUGUCCAUGUCGCCCCCGGGCCCCAUGCACGUGUCCGGCUCGGGCCCGUCGCCCCACCACGUGUCCCCCUACGCCCGCCCGCCCUCCGCCCCCAAGAAGGACGGCUUCGAGGCCUCCAUCAACAUCACGGAGCUGCUGGCCGAGAACCAGGCGCUGAGCUCCAGCCUGAGCCCGACCUCGUACGGCUCCUACCCCGACCACCCCCUUCUGCGCGGCCGCCUGGAGGACAACGCCCAGAAGAAGAUCGGCUUCACGUGCCCCUCCAGCGACAACCUGAGCUUCCUCGACACGCUCGUCGACGUCAAGCAGGAGGUCGAGGAGGAGGUGAGCGUCGGGUCGUCCUGCGGGUCGCCGGCAGCGCCUUCGCCGGGGUGUGCCAGCCAGAAGGAGAUCUUGGAGACCGUGGAGCUGGCCCUCGAGCACGCCAGGAGGGACGUCCACCGCGUGUCGGACAGCCUCAACAUCCCGCGCGACCCCGCCCACUGGAGCGUGGAGGACGUGCGGAAGUGGCUCAAGCUGCAGGCGGCGCAGCUCAACCUCCCGCCGCUCAUGCUGGACUUCUGGAACCUCGCCGGCCCCGCGCUGCUCAAGCUGACGGAGGCGCAGUUCCGCCAGCUGGCGCCCGUGGGCGGCGAGCUCCUCUACGCGCAGCUCGAGAUCUGGCGCGAGGCCCUGCGCACGGCGCCCAAGCUGCCCCACACCUACUACUGGCACCUGCAGGCCGACCCGCAGGCCGCCAUGCCCAUCCACCCGCAGCCGCAGCCGCAGCCCCAGCAGCAGCAGCAGCAACCGCAGGCGCCGCCGCAGCAGCAGUGCCAGCCGCAGGGUGUCGCCCAGCCCCAGAUGGGGUCCCCGAGGAGCUCCCCCCUGGGCCUGGCGCCGAGCCUGAGCCAGGUGCCCACGCCCGUGGCGCAGGUGGCGCAGCAGCAGCAGCAGCAGUCGCCGGCGCCCCUGCAGCCCGCCCCGGUGGGCGCGCCGCAGCAGGCCAGUGCCGCCCCGCCGGCGCAGCAGCAAGCCAGCGCAGGCCCCGUGUACCUGGACGAGCCCUGCCUGGACAUGGCGGCCCUUCUGCAGCAGCAGUCGGGCAGCCCCAAGGCCCCCACCGCCCACUCGCCGCAGGACGACGCCUACGACUCUGAGGACGACGCAGACGAAGAGACGACCACCAACAACAACGGUCGCGGCGGCACCCACAUCCACCUGUGGCAGUUCCUGAAGGAGCUCCUGCACCAGCCCCAGCUCUACGGCUCCUGCAUACGGUGGCUGGACCGGCCCAAGGGAGUGUUCAAGAUCGAAGACAGUGUUCGUGUGGCUCGCCUCUGGGGAAAGAGGAAGAACCGACCAGCCAUGAACUACGACAAGCUCUCCCGCUCCAUCAGGCAGUACUACAAGAAGGGCAUCAUGAAGAAGACGGAGAGGUCCCAGCGAUUGGUGUACCAGUUCUGUCACCCCUACUGUCUGUAGGGCGUGGCCAGACAAUCCCUCUGUGUACGUGUGGGCAUGUGUGUGUGUGUGCUGCUUAGGUUUAAGGGGGGGAAGGUAAUUUCCCCUAGUUUAGCACAUGGUCUUCUUGGUAGCCGGCUCGGCUCUGCCCCCGGGCGUGGGCCUGAGCUGACUACAUUAGUCCUGUGUGGUAUUUUUUCACCAUAUAUCUAUGAUAUAUCCCCAUGUGUAAGUUCUAUGAACUUAGUGUUAAGUCUAGGCGCCAUCAGUUAGAGGCGCCCGGGCAGCCCGAGAGUCACGGCCGCCUCGCAGUAGCGGCGCCGCCGGGACGCAUAGGCCUAUGUUCUUCAUGUUUUGUUUAGGCUAAUUUCCGUAUUUAUGUUCGCCAAGGUUGCGAGGCUCGGCUUCCAGUGGAAGCCUCCGGCCCGCGAGGUGUGUUCGCGGCGCGGCUUCGGACCCGCUCGCCGCUGAGCGAAGCGAGGAAGCCGGGCCGCGAACACUGCUUGAGUGGUUUACUUUAAGUGUUGAGUAAUAAACUGUUUGUUUUAAGCUGAUACGUGUCAAACACGGAGUUUAAAGUCUCGAAGUUUCCCUUUGGAAAUGAGUAUUUUUGUACGCGCCGCGGAGGGCGGUCGAGGAGCGCGGCCACCCCCUCCCCCCCCUCCGCAGCCGGCGUCUCCACCACCGCCACGGAGCUGCUGUGGACGCCACCGAAGUGGUCGUGUCAGCCGCCCGUGCCCCAGCCCCCCCCCGUCGGGGCUGCGGCAGGGCGCCAUGCCGGAGAGAGGCGCGCUGGAGUCCCCUCCCCCCCCCCGCCCCGCGCUCGCCUCUGCCAGCGCGGGGCGGCGGCGUCCGCGCCCCAACCCCGCCCCAUCCGCCGCGCCGCCGCUGGCCGAGAUGCAGCCGCGCCCGACGCACAGCUGCCUCUCGCCCGCGGCCCAUGGCACCGAGUGCUCAUGAGCGCAUGGGCGGGGUUGGGCGCCGGAGGGUCCCGCCCGCGAGUAGGCGGGAAGGGCCACGCCGCCCGACCCAGCGCGACCGGCGGCUCCUUGGCACCGGGACGCAGCCACUUGGAAGUCUAUUUUUUUGUAAGAUGUGAAUAUAUAUAUAUAUAUAUAUAUAUAUAUAUAUAUAUAUGUAUAUAUAUAUAUAUAUAUAUAUAUUUCAUUGUAUAUUAGCAACCAUUUGUUCAUAUUGCUUCUGAAGUACAGGUAGAUCGUCUCGAUGUCAUGGAGAUGAAAAAGCUUGUUUAAAAGUUCUACUACCAGGAGCACUAUGAAACGAGAAAGCAACUGUAAAAAAAUAUAAAAAAAAACAAAAAAAAAAUAAUAAAACUAAGUUUAUAUAUUGGUAUAUACUUUUAUCCGAACUCUCCCCAUUCCGGAAUUUAUGCUCACAAGUGCUCAUGUUGUACUCGUGUGUUCAAAAUAAACACCUCCCAGCAA
This is a messenger RNA of Penaeus vannamei (Pacific white shrimp), 3294 nucleotides long. Its product is annotated as DNA-binding protein D-ETS-4-like. Gene Ontology annotation, molecular function: sequence-specific DNA binding; DNA-binding transcription factor activity, RNA polymerase II-specific. Gene Ontology annotation, biological process: regulation of transcription by RNA polymerase II; cell differentiation. NCBI's taxonomy places the organism in Eukaryota, Metazoa, Arthropoda, Malacostraca, Decapoda, Penaeidae. Gene Ontology annotation, cellular component: nucleus. The record is from RefSeq and is a predicted model, not a curated record.